GUUUAAGCUGUUCAGCUGAGCUAUUCACAUAAGGGUUAAGAUUUGUUUUUAUUCAUAUUACUUGGCCACAUCGCUGACGCGGAGCUGACUGACUAACAAAUAAACAAAACUUAAAGCUUUUUAUUAAUUAUAACAAAUAUUAAACAGAUUAAAAAUGCGCAAAACAUGGGUGAAGCGGGAAAAUAUAUAUUACAAACCAUUCUACAAGGAUAAAUCGAAAAUGUUUUUGCUUCUAAUAUUUUUGGUUGGAAUCUCAUUCAUUGCCUAUCAGGCCUUCUCGCUGAAUCAGUUGCCCAGCGUGCAGCAGCUGCGACGAAAGCAUAAAGAAAUGAUGCAGUCACUUGGUAGCAAACAGCUGGACGAUGACUUUGAUGGCGGAGGCGGCGUUGCUAGUGGCAAGGAUGGCAAUCUGGCUGUGCCGGCAACACAAGAUGCAGAUGCCAUCAAGAUUAUAAGGGGCAUUCGUCUCUUCGACUAUGAUGCAUACAAGCCCAAUUACAAAGGCAAUUUCAAGUGUCUGGAUGGCAGCAGGGAGAUACCUUUUGACCAUCUCAAUGACAACUACUGCGACUGUGUUAGUGAUGGCAGCGAUGAGCCGAGUACAAAUGCCUGCUCCAAUGGCCGCUUCUAUUGCAAAUACCAAAAAAGACAUAUCACGGGGCGUGGCUUAGACGUGUGGGUUUGGGCGUCCCGAGUGAAUGAUAACGUAUGUGAUUGCUGCGACGGCAGCGACGAAUGGACGACAAAUGCCAACUGCCAAAAUCAUUGUGCGUAGUUUUGCUUGCAUUUCGGGUGGAUCGGCUUAGCAGAACACCAAAAAAAAAAAAA
Molecule: messenger RNA, 828 nt
Organism: Drosophila hydei
Lineage: Eukaryota; Metazoa; Arthropoda; Insecta; Diptera; Drosophilidae
Product: glucosidase 2 subunit beta
Exons: 3
Coding region: 155-775 (206 amino acids)
Biological process (GO): N-glycan processing
Cellular component (GO): glucosidase II complex
Source: RefSeq, a predicted model, not a curated record